AUGAGCCUGAUCGGGCUGCACGCCCAGGCUGGAGAGGAGAAAGUUGACUUUGGUGCUUGCUCUGCAGUGGCCGGGCUUCCUGGGUCCCUCGCUCCCCUUCCCCUCUCUGAGCGAACCUCACCUGCAGCAAUCCCACCUGCAGCGGUGCGGUCCUGGUGCGCGCUUCCGGGAGCGGAGCGCUGCCAGGUGGCCAGGGGAGCGUGGAGCCGUGUUGUGCUCUGCAGAGUGGGCCAGGCCUCACCUGUUCCAGAUCCCAGCUCUCCUGGAGAGAGGGAGGCAACAUCAGGGUUCCCUGGAGUCCACUCACAGGCAGAACCAUGUCAGUCCAGGUGCCAGACCCUCCCUGAGCCAGCAGCUCUGCCUCCAGGCACGGCCACCCCUCCUGGGACCCUGGAACAGACUCCCUUGCUGCUGGAGUUGCAGAAGCUGCCAGGAUUGGCCAACACUGACUUGAGUGCCCCUAAUCCCAGUAUCCAGGUGACCAUCGAGGUGGUACAAGACCCCCAGGCUGAGGUAGAGAUAGACCUGCUUACUGAGCAGCCCAGCAAUCUCUGGCCCCUGGGCACCCCUAGCUGGCUGUCCAACAAGGAGCUCUUCUGGCCACUCUUCUGGAGAUAUCAGGAGGGUAAAGAAGGGGGCACCAGCCUCAAGGGCACAACAGGAGAAGAGGAGGAGGCAGAAGAAGAGAAGGAGGAUUAUACUGCAGAGUACAGUGAAGGUCAGGACCAAGAGGGUGAUGAAGAGGAUGAGGAGGAAGAGCCUUGGUCUGGUGGGGCCACAGACAGCUGGAACCAGAGCUGGCUGGGCCCCCAGAACUGGGACUUCGAGGAUUCAAACAGCCAUGACUAUGAGCUUCAGGAGGAGUGGAGCUCCUUGUCUCCCUGCAGUGGGAGUUGCAGCAGCGGCAGCCAGCGGAGAACUCGGACCUGCGGCUAUGCCUGCACUGCCACUGAGUCCCGGGUCUGUGACCUGCCCCCCUGUCCUGGCACCGAGGACAAGCACACCUUGGGCUUCCCUGCUGAAGGGUGGCAGCCUCUAGCCCACAAUGCUACAGAUAUGCUUGAUCCAGAUGUGGACAGCUGUGAGAAGUGGCUGAACUGCAAGAGUGACUUCCUAGCCAAGUACCUGAGCCAGGUGCUGCGAGAUCUCCCCAGCUGCCCAUGUGCAUACCCACUGGAGGCUGUGUACAGUGCUGUGAGCCUGCAGGAUGAAAACCAGGGCCGCAGUUUCCAGUGGCGGGAUGCCAGUGGCCCCCGGGAGCACCUGGACGUCUACCAGCCCACUGCAGGCUUCUGCCUACGCUCCAUGUUGUCAGGUGAGAGCAGCACGCUGGCUGCUCAGCACUGCUGUUACGAUGAAGGCAGCAGGUUGCUGACCCGUGGCAAAGGGGCCGGGGCUCCUGAUCUGGUUAGCACUGACUUUUCACCUGAGCUGCACUUCAAAGUGGACACACUGCCCUGGAUCCUGUGUAAGGGGGACUGGAGCCGCUACCACACUGUGCGACCCCCCAACAAUGGCCGGGCCUGUGUCGACAACCCUCCAGAGGAGGAGUACUUGGCCCAACUUCAGGAGGCCAAAGAAUACUGAUGAUGGUCUGGAGAAUGAACUUUGUGCCCUUCACCCU
Nannospalax galili (Upper Galilee mountains blind mole rat) is the source of this 1624-nucleotide messenger RNA. It is a transcript of the gene Ism2, whose product is annotated as isthmin 2. NCBI's taxonomy places the organism in Eukaryota, Metazoa, Chordata, Mammalia, Rodentia, Spalacidae. The record is from RefSeq and is a predicted model, not a curated record.